Messenger RNA from Eublepharis macularius, 445 nucleotides. RefSeq names its product LYR motif containing 4 (gene LYRM4). Gene Ontology annotation, biological process: iron-sulfur cluster assembly. Gene Ontology annotation, cellular component: mitochondrion; L-cysteine desulfurase complex. The record is from RefSeq and is a predicted model, not a curated record. NCBI's taxonomy places the organism in Eukaryota, Metazoa, Chordata, Lepidosauria, Squamata, Eublepharidae. Bases 21 to 290 code for a protein of 89 amino acids. The transcript has 3 exons.
GCCGGGCGCGUGUUUACAAUAUGGCAGCAGCCACACGGGCGGAGGUCUUGCGGCUCUACCGGGCUCUGCUGAAGGAGAGCGGGAAGUUCGCUUCCUAUGGGUACAGAUCAUAUGCCCUGAGAAGAAUAAGAGAUGCCUUCAGAGAAAACAAAAACGUAAAGGAUUCAGCACAAAUUGAAACACUAAUGAACAACGCAAAAACAAAUCUAGAAAUGAUUCGCCGACAGGUCACCAUUGGACAACUCUAUACAACACAGAAGCUUGUUAUUGAGUGCCCAGAAAAACUCUGAUGCGAAGGCUCAUCCACCCGUAGCCAUGCUUGACCAGCCUCAGUAUUCUGCAAUACGCACAGAUUUUUUUAGUUGGAUAUAUUAUGUUCUCAAUGUAUGUUUGAGCUGUGUUAUAUCUCUCUAAGUAAAACUCUAAACUGGUUGCUGAAUCAUUA